AUGCCCAUGCUACGACCAGCCUGGCACAGAGGAGGGUGGGCACAAGGGAGUACCACAGUCUCUCCCUUACUCCUACUGCUCCUCUCCAGUCUGCAGGUAAAAUGGUCACCACUGACGCUUAAAGAGUUGAUCUCUAAAAGGAAUGAAUAUAGGGAGAACUGCACCAGGAUUUUAGCAGAAAGCUCCUUCUCAGGAACUGGAACCUACUGUAAUGGGACGGUUGACCUAUUUGUGUGUUGGCCCCACUCAGCUCCUGGUAACGUGUCAGUGCCCUGUCCUUCUUACCUCCCCUGGGUCACAGAGGAUGACUCCAGGAGUGUGUACAGGCAGUGUCUGUCCAAUGGGAGCUGGCGACUCCAGGAGAAUUCUUCGGAAGCCUGGCGGGACCAGAGAGAAUGCAAUGAGAAACGUUUCUUUGAAGCCGAGGAGAAUGAGGUGUUUCGCCAAGGAGCACUGAGGGUUAUCUCCAUUGUCGGCUACGCUCUGUCCCUCUUCUCCCUCUCUCUGGCCACUCUCCUCAUGGGCAUUCUCAGGAAGCUCCACUGUACGAGGAACUACAUCCACAUGAAUCUGUUUGUGUCGUUCAUGAUGAGAGCCAUAGCCGUUUUCAUAAAGGAGAUCGUUUUACAUGUCAUGUACACCAAGCUACCCAUUGACGACCCAGGGUGGAACUCAUACUCCAACUCAGUGAUAGCGAUGGUAUGUAAGGCCUCCCGGAUGUCCAUGGAGUAUUUUGUAGCCUGUAACUACUUCUGGCUCCUGGUGGAAGCCAUCUUCCUCCACACUCUCCUCUUCACCGCCGUCCUCACCAAGAGACGGCUGCUCAAGAGAUACAUGCUCAUUGGCUGGGGUACUCCAUUCGUGUUUGUGGUGCCAUGGACAGUUACCAAAGUUUUAUUUGAAAAUGAAGGGUGCUGGGCCAAUCAGGAUAGAUGGAUCUGGUGGAUAAUAAGAGGUCCGAUCACUGUAUCUGUGUUGGUUAUUUUCUACAUAUUCAUCAAAAUACUAAUGCUGCUGCUCUCAAAGUUAAAAGCAGACCAAGUGAGAUUCACAGACUACCGAUACAGCUUGGCCAGGGCUACACUAGUCCUGAUCCCUUUACUGGGAAUCCACGAGGUGGUUUUCACUCUCCUGAUUGACGAGUGUGUGGAGGGAAACACCCGCUAUGCCAGGAACGUCAUCAACCUCACCCUCAGCUCCUUUCAGGGAUUCCUGGUUUCUGUGCUGUACUGCUUCGCCAAUGGAGAGUUCCAGGCGGAGCUGAAGAAGCACUGGCAGCUCUUCCGGUUUACGAACCACUUCCAGGUCACGCCCUGUAUUGACUACCGGGAUGCGCCCCUCAAACACCUCUGGAAGUGGUCCAGAGGCCGACGCUCCCAUCAAAACAAAUCAUAUGAGGAGGAGGAGGGUGGGCCUGCCACACACUCACACCUGCUGCAGGUGGCCUGGCAGGGGGACGGAGGAGGGGGAGAAGGAGGGGCGGUGGCAGGGUGGAGAGGAAGGGGGAGAGAAAUGGGAGGAUUGGAGUUCCACACCAGGAAGAGUUUGUCAGGUAGUGACGGAGAGAUGACGCUGGGAGAGACGAUGGAGGACAUACUGGAGGAGAGCGAGUUCUGACCUCCUUUUCUCUCCAGACUGCUAUGAACUGUUACGGGGGCUCGUUUCCUUAUCAAAUCAAAAAAUCUAAUCAAAUCUAAUUUAUUUAUAUAGCGCUUCGUAUAUCAGCUGAUAACUCAAAGUGCUGUAC
Molecule: messenger RNA, 1747 nt
Organism: Oncorhynchus masou masou (cherry salmon)
Lineage: Eukaryota; Metazoa; Chordata; Actinopteri; Salmoniformes; Salmonidae
Product: glucagon-like peptide 2 receptor
Exons: 13
Coding region: 1-1617 (538 amino acids)
Biological process (GO): adenylate cyclase-modulating G protein-coupled receptor signaling pathway; cell surface receptor signaling pathway
Cellular component (GO): plasma membrane
Molecular function (GO): peptide hormone binding; glucagon receptor activity
Source: RefSeq, a predicted model, not a curated record